AUGAAAAGUGUAUCUGCUUAAAGACAGGAUGGCUUGUGCCAAGGUGCUUAAUGGUGUUGGGUCCAAUUAUUUUGGGCGUGCCCGUCAUGGUCUGCCUUUGUGGGCUUGCCAAACAUGCGCCCAACCAAAGCAUGUUGCUUAGCAACUAAAAGUGCUGACAAUGACUAAUGCAAAAUUCCAAAGAUGAUAACAAUAUAUACUGCAUCAGUUUUGCCACUGUAACUUCUACGUAGAAGACGGAUCUAUUCUAAUAAAGUAAUAGUUCCAGUGUACCAAAACUCUUGUUACCUUGUUAACCCAGAAUCAAGUCAUCAACGAUACAAGCCUGUUGGAACUUCCAAAGAGUAGUCUUCCGUAGUCUGAUCAGGUUGACUGCAAUAUUUGUCUAUUUCUGCCCACUGGAUAUGAAGGUGCCAAAGGAAUAAACCGAAAAUUCCAACAGCAUUCCUUGGAUACGUCAAUAUGCCAAUACUUUGCCUUUAACGUGGAUAUUUCCAAAUUCAUUCGAACAGACACAGUAAAAACUUCUUAGCUUGUUGCUGUCGACUCAAUUAUGUCUUAGACACACAAUCCUAUGUAUGUCUUAGACACGCUGUCCUAUAAAUGUAGCAGUGCCAACAACCAGAGGAGUUGAUCCAGCCAAGACACCCAAGUAAGCACUAGUUCCUAAGUCCUGUAUGAACACACCAAUCCUUCCUCAAGAAGGCAGAAACGAUGGACAGGCCAUGCGCACACAAGCAGGUCACUGCGGAUGACCUGACGCAACUUGGCCCGGCCUUGUAUGAGUGCAUGGAGCAUGUGAUCGAAGGAUCUGUUGAGAAGACUGACCGCAGCUUUAUGAAGAUCAGCAAGCUUGCCUCCGUAGUGGACGGGCCACUGCAGCGUCUGUCCAGGAUAAUCGCCCACAGCUUAGCCCGCCGCCUUAUAUGCCCCGUCCAGGGCUUUGCUGCUGCCCUCAUCGAUCCAUCGCACUACCUCGAGCAGUCCUGCCUCCGGGCUGCCCGCGAGAACUUCGCCGACAUCAGCCCCUACCUCAGCACUGGCUUUGUCACUAUUAACCGGGCUAUGCUGGAGCAAGUCCAGGAUCGAAAGGUUGUCCGCAUCGUUGACUUGUCCUGCUCAACCACCCACCAGUGGCAGUGGAUCAAGAUUCUUCAGGAUUUCCAUAGCCGCCCUGGGGGCCCGCCCGAACUACGCCUAACUGUUGUCCAUGAAGACAGUGAGUUCCUGGACAACAUGCAGGCGUGCCUGUGCAAGCAAGCUGCUAACCUCAAGCUAUGUUUUUAUUUCGACAAGGUGAUUGGCAAACUCGAGACAUUGGACUUCAGCAAUCUCCGCGAGAUCCUUAAGAUAAACUUCGGUGAGGCGGUUGUGAUCAGCUGUGCUCUACAGAUGCAUCGCCUCCUCGCGGUUGAUGACAGCAUAAGCCGUGACUUCACUGCUCAGCUCCAGCAAAUGGCAAACAUGGCUCGGCUUAAGCAAAUGGCCUGCUCAGCGUGCAGUCCAGCAUCGACACUGAACUAUCCGCAGACACCAUCCCCUCAACGCCAGAUACCAAGCCUGCUGGUGAGCUUCCUCUACGCCAUCCGUGCCCUUGACCCGAAGAUCAUUGUGAUGAUGGAGCAAGACGCGGACCACAACUCCCCGCUGUUCCACGAUCGGUUCACCAAGACAGUCGACUACUACGCCGCCCUCUUCGACAGCCUCAAUGCGGUGGAUGCAGCCAGCCCGCAGAGGGCUCGCGUGGAGAGGGUGCUCCUUGGGGAGGAGAUCAAGAAUAUACUGGUGUGUGACGGGGUCCACCGGCAUGAGCGGCAUGAGAGGCUGAGCCAGUGGGAAAUGCACAUGCAGCGUUGCGAGGUUGACCAUGUGCCGCUCAGCUUUGAAGCCAUCAGGGAGGGCAAGGAGAGGCUGAUGAGCUACGGAUUGAAACAAUGCAGGAGCAAAGAAGACAAGGCCGGCCUUCUGCUGUGCUGGGGUACAACUCGUCUGUACUCCAUUUCAGCCUGGAGACCACACAGCUCGAAUGCGGCCCCAAAUAAUGUGGCUGGCUAGCGCAGUACGUCUCCCAGUUCGUGGUGAUUUCUGGGGCUGCGAAUAAGACGCUGUUGCUUAAGAUAUGCUUGAAUGGCAACUCAAAUUGAUUGGUGCGAUGCCAAGCUUAGGUAUGUAGAGAUGAAAGUGAUGUGCUAUUUUCUGGAGAAUGUUACCGAACUGAUCUCGUCGUACUUUUCACCCUGCCUUCAUCAAAGUUGGGUUUCCCGAUUAGGAUAUGGUUUAGGGUGUAUUUUUUUCUAUGUUAUUGAUCAUCUUCAGUUGACCGGCUGAAAUAGAGCAGAGUUGAUUUUGGAGUUGCAAAGAAGCAUAGUAAGAUGGCGUACAUUCUUGUGAUUGCCUGCUUCGAUGUGCCAUAUGUUUUCCUUGAAUUAGGAAUAUACCCAGUG
This is a messenger RNA of Triticum dicoccoides, 2444 nucleotides long. RefSeq names its product scarecrow-like protein 3. The transcript is spliced from 2 exons. The record is from RefSeq and is a predicted model, not a curated record. NCBI's taxonomy places the organism in Eukaryota, Viridiplantae, Streptophyta, Magnoliopsida, Poales, Poaceae. Bases 715 to 2055 code for a protein of 446 amino acids.